Molecule: messenger RNA, 143 nt
Organism: Nipponia nippon (crested ibis)
Lineage: Eukaryota; Metazoa; Chordata; Aves; Pelecaniformes; Threskiornithidae
Source: RefSeq, a predicted model, not a curated record
GUCGGACAUGGCGGGCGCUGUCGUUCCUGGUGGCACUGCCGGCGGUGGGGGUCUGCAUGCUCAAUGUCUGGCUGGAGCAGCGCCGGCACAAGCGUGUGCCCCCCAAGUUUGUGCCGUACCACCACCUCCGCAUCCGCACGAAG